Klebsormidium nitens is the source of this 1788-nucleotide messenger RNA. The record is from the annotation of a GenBank genome assembly. Lineage: Eukaryota; Viridiplantae; Streptophyta; Klebsormidiophyceae; Klebsormidiales; Klebsormidiaceae.
CGCCACGAUCGGCUGUGCACAACGAGGCGCGCGCGGUGCCAGCUAGGUAUACCGCUACUACGUUCCGAACUGCUCAGGCUGUCAUGCAUAGGUUCUCGCGAAAGUUUCGCAUAUAAGCGCAUGCACUCCGCGCGGAAUUUGCACCAUGAGGAUUACAACAAAUUACAAUGCAUGUGUGACAAUUGAAGGGGGACGCCCAUGAGCUGGGCAAGUGCCACAAACAAGAACAGAAGCCAGCUGCCGUUUGUCGCCCUUUCGCUGCAGGAUGACCAGCGGGAGCAUUCUGGUGACUGGGGGCCUGGGCUUCAUUGGGAGCCACACGGUGCUGGUCCUUCUGGAAAAUGGCUACUCAGUAGGGAUUGUAGACAACCUCCACAAUGCGAGCGAGGUGGCCCUGGUGCGCCUAAAGGAGCUGGCAGGGGCGGCGGCUGACAAGGUCACGUUCGUAAAGGGUGACCUGUGCGACCCCGAUGCAAUUGAGCAGCUGUUUAUCAACAACAACUUUUCUGCUGUGAUCCACUUUGCGGGCCUGAAGGCGGUUGGGGAGAGCGUCGCAAAGCCACUUUUCUACUACCACAACAACAUCUCUGGGACCGUCAACCUGCUAGCCGCUAUGGACAGGCACGGCGUGCGCAACCUCGUGUUCUCGUCGUCGGCGACUGUGUACGGGCAGCCCAAGACUGUCCCUGCCACGGAAGACUUCCCGACGGGCGCUGCCAAUCCGUACGGGCGCACCAAGCUGUUCAUCGAGGAGAUCUGCAAGGACGUGCACACGGCCAACCAGGAGUGGCGCAUCAUUCUGCUGCGGUACUUCAACCCGGUGGGCGCGCAUCCCAGCGGGCGGAUGGGCGAGGACCCCAAAGGCAUCCCCAACAACUUGAUGCCCUUCGUCCAACAGGUUGCCGUUGGUCGUCGCGAGCAGUUGACUGUGUACGGCAACGACUACCCGACCAAGGACGGGACCGGCGUGCGCGACUACAUCCACGUGGUCGACCUGGCGGAGGGACACCUGGCGGCGCUGCGCAAGCUGGAGGCCACGCCCGGGCUGGGGUGCAUCCCCAUCAACUUGGGCACCGGGCGAGGAACCUCCGUACUAGAAAUGGUGGCCGCGUUUGAGAAGGCGGCGGGCAAGAAAAUCCCGUACAAGCUUGCUGCACGGCGUCCUGGAGACUCCGCCGAGGUGUUUGCCAGCACCACCCUGGCGGAUAAAGAACUGGGCUGGAAGGCCAGGCUUACGGUGGAAGACAUGUGCCGAGAUCAGUGGAAAUGGGCAAGCGAGAAUCCGAACGGUUAUGGUGACCAAGGGGCACAAGAUUGAAUAAGAAGGCUGUGGCCGACUUACCAUGAAGUCCGCACGAGUUCUAAAUUGGGCAAGCCCAGUGGCAUCCCAUCGAUCCAUAUCGCUUAUCGAGUUCGUUGUGGCCGAACAUGCGUCCUCGCAAGUCUCACUUUGUCACAUCCGUGCGUGGCCUGUGUUGCCCUAGCCGGCCAAUGGUGUGCGUUGCUAAGCCUUUAUACUUACAAGUUCUGGUCCCGGCCCUUCUCGAGAUAACGCCUUUAAGUGGAUGUCACGUCUUAUCGAGUGACCUUAGACAAUAGUGGGGAAAUCCAAGAGUAUUGCGUUUGUCCCGGCGCCAUGCACAAGCUUGAGCUAGUUUGCCAGCCCAGUGCGAUGAGAAUUGUACCGUAGAUGAGAGAUUGCAGGCGAUAGAAUGUAUGGUUAGGACCGCUUAUAGUCACCACUACUCAACCUGCAGCAUGUGUGCACGAUGAAGUUCCAAAACCAGA